This is a messenger RNA of Tremella mesenterica DSM 1558, 882 nucleotides long. RefSeq lists its product as uncharacterized. The coding region runs from base 1 to 882 and encodes 293 amino acids. NCBI's taxonomy places the organism in Eukaryota, Fungi, Basidiomycota, Tremellomycetes, Tremellales, Tremellaceae. The transcript has 6 exons. The record is from RefSeq and is a predicted model, not a curated record.
AUGGUACCCAGAUUGGAAACUAGAAUAUCGUCAUCAUCCACACCUUAUCCACCUCCGCAAACCAUCAAAACUAAUUCGUCCCCGACCCCACUGCGGACCUCUUCAUUCGAGGGAACGGUAGCGCUAUGGCUUAAAUCACCUCAUGAGAAAGAAGCUGGUCAAGAAUAUUUCUCGCAUCCAUCAAGAGAGGGUAUGACAUAUGCUAUCGUUGUUCGUGGUAGGUUCGUAGACGAUGUAUCCGCCGAUGAUAUUUUCUUCGGAAACGUUUUCGAAAAUCCAGUGAGGGAUCAUCUUCCUUGGGGUAGCAGCAUAGCUAUGCGUGCUAUGCAAUGGUUAGACCCUUCGAUAGAGAUGGACGCAUAUGCCGAUAGACCAUGGGCUCUUUCACCAUUAUUAGCAACUAUGAAUUAUGUAUCGAUAACUCGUCAACCUCAAAAUGGAGUAAUAGUGGAAGAAGAUUGUGAUUUAUUGGAGGAACUAGCUGGAAUACAAAAAUGGAAAGGGGAUUCGAAAGCCCGUAGUUCUUCAAGAAAAGCAUGGUUCAACAUACCUGCCAACCGUGAAAAAGUUCAGUUGAAAGGAUUGGAAAUCAGUUUAGAAUUUUGUAAUGGCUAUCUUGACUUUAACACCUUCUCCGUCACUCUGCCCCGUCCUUUCAACCUCUCCAUCCCCCUUUUGAAAUACUGGGAUGGUCAACCUGUCACAUACGUCUGUCAAAUGGGUAAACAACCUGGUGAAAGAGCAUGUUGGAGUGUGGCGUAUCAUAUUGUUGAUGCUGUCCCUCUUGACGACACUGCAUCAGCAAAGCCCAAUACCGAGGAAGAGGAAAGGAGUAGCGGCAGCAGUAGCGAAAGAGAAUGGAGAGGGAGAGUUAUUGGAUGA